CGUUUCGAGCUAAUAAGUGAAUAAUUCAGUUUUAAUAUGGAAUACGCAUUGGUAGAACUGCCAUUAGAAUCCAACAGAAGAGUUAUUAUCAAAACUAAUCGUAUUAACGAUUUUAAUAAUUAUCGUGAAUCAACAAAAAAUAAAAUUUAUCGUUAUCAGAGAGAUGGUAAAGAGAUCAAAUGCACGAUAUUAAAAGUCGCAGAAACAUCCGAUGAAUUGAAAAAUCCAAUAGGUCGUGUACGCCGUCCUAAAAUCUUGAAUCCCUCGUCUUUAGAAUCUUCUGACGAUGAAAAAGAAUCAGUAACUACCGCGGCUAAAAACUGUAGGAAAAAACAAAAACAAAACGAAAGCAAAGUGAAAAAACAGAGAGCCGACGAAAUCAUUGAAGCUUUUGAACAGACUAAUGAAAUGAAGGAUAUGCUUCUAAAUGGACCAGAUUCGUAUGGCAAAGAUAAAAAUGAAGUCACAAACUCUGUAAUUCAAAGAAAAAUUUAGAUGACAAUAAACAACAAGUGAAUGAUAUAACUCAGAAUAAACAAGACGAAGAAAGAAAAGAAAAGUUUCAACUCGAUGGAGUAGCAACUGUAUUAAAUAACCUGGAAAAGAAGAAUGAUAAUGAAGAAAUAAACAGCGAAUACGAAAUAGAGUUAGACAAAAUAAACGAUUCUGAAUUGAUUGGCGAUUCCGAAGACGAUGCUGAUGGGGUAGAAACAUUGUCGCAAAGUUCGGAUGUACGAAAUAGAAAAAUGACAGAUCCUGAAACAUCAACUCAUUUAGAGCUUAAUAAUAAUAGCAAGGUUCAACCGUCUACGUCAUCGACUCCUCAUCAACCACGAGUUCUAGAUGAUGUGAACGUAGAUAUUAAUGUUAAGAACGGACUUAUAAACCAAUUAUUAGAGACAAAGAAGAAGCUGGAGUCUGAGCUAAAAAGAUUGAAAUUCUAACUUCAAGAAGCAAGGCUAGCACAUGUUAUGAACCAGGAGCAUCAACGACAACAACUACCACCUAUACGAGCACCAUCACCACCACCACCACCACAACAACAACAACAACAACAACAACAACAACAGCCACUACAAUAUCAACAACAUAAUCAGCCUUUUGACAACUUUUUACAAAACGAUCAAUAUAUUAUUGGUGAUAAUUUACAAAUUUCAAGCGCUUCAUAUCGUGAUGCUAUCAAUGCUGAUUUGCCAUCAAAAUUCGUAACCAUCAUGUCGCAUGCUAUAUGGGGUUAUGAAAUAUUAGCAACUCGCGUAGUCCGCAAACAAUCGAAUGCUCCCGGUAGAAGUAUUUUAACACCACGAAAAAAAGAGUUAUUAGCUUAUCAUUACGAAAAGUUUUUAAAGAAAAGAAAUUACAGUCGUGAAAAAAUUGAUAAUGAAUUAAAAAAAAUGAAUACUUACUUGGGUAGAUCAAUAACUGCUGCGAAACGAAAAUUGAUACAAUAAUAGUAGAGCAAAAAAAAAAACAAUUAAAAUAAAAUAUCAAAUAUACAAUCUGUUAAAAAAAUUCUCAUACAAUAAGAUAAUUAUUUAGUUUGCAGUAUACUUAU
Microplitis demolitor is the source of this 1555-nucleotide messenger RNA. RefSeq lists its product as uncharacterized. Bases 37 to 495 code for a protein of 152 amino acids. The record is from RefSeq and is a predicted model, not a curated record. The transcript is spliced from 6 exons. Lineage: Eukaryota; Metazoa; Arthropoda; Insecta; Hymenoptera; Braconidae.